Hirundo rustica (Barn swallow) is the source of this 896-nucleotide messenger RNA. RefSeq names its product histone H1.10-like. NCBI's taxonomy places the organism in Eukaryota, Metazoa, Chordata, Aves, Passeriformes, Hirundinidae. Gene Ontology annotation, cellular component: nucleosome. The record is from RefSeq and is a predicted model, not a curated record. Gene Ontology annotation, molecular function: DNA binding; structural constituent of chromatin. Gene Ontology annotation, biological process: nucleosome assembly.
CUCUGCAGCGAUGUCGGAGACCGCUCCCGCCGCCGCUCCCGCCGUCGCGGCCCCCGCCGCCAAGGCCGCCGCCAAGAAGCCGAAGAAGGCGGCGAGCGGCUCCAAAGCCCGCAAGCCCGCGGGGCCCAGCGUCACCGAGCUGAUCACCAAGGCCGUGUCCGCCUCCAAGGAGCGCAAGGGGCUCUCCCUCGCCGCGCUCAAGAAGGCGCUGGCCGCCGGCGGCUACGAUGUGGAGAAGAACAACAGCCGCAUCAAGCUGGGGCUCAAGAGCCUCGUCAGCAAGGGCACCCUGGUGCAGACCAAGGGCACCGGCGCCUCCGGGUCCUUCCGGCUCAGCAAAAAAACCGGAGAAGUGAAGGAAAAAGCCCCCAAGAAGAGAACAGCUGCAGCCAAGCCCAAGAAGCCGGCGGCUAAGAAGCCCGCCAGCGCCGCCAAGAAGCCGAAGAAGGCGGCAGCGGUGAAGAAGAGCCCCAAGAAAGCCAAGAAGCCGGCGGCCGCAGCGGCCAAGAAAGCGGCCAAGAGCCCCAAGAAGGCGACAAAGGCUGCUAAGCCCAAAAAAGCGGCGGCAGCAGCGAAGAGCCCGGCUAAGGCGAAAGCGGUGAAGCCGAAAGCAGCCAAGCCCAAAGUAGCCAAGCCGAAAGCAGCCAAGGCAAAGAGGGCAGCUCCUAAGAAAUGAAGUGCUGAAGUGGAAAUACUUUUAAACCCAACGGCUCUUUUAAGAGCCACCCACUAUUGUCCCCAAAAGGGCUGAUACACUCCGUCACUGAGCUCUGUGCCUGCAGUAGAGCCAACUAUCCGUGUGGGACAUUUGUCUGUUGAGUGGAUGGGACACUAAACUUCCUACCGUGGUUUUACACUUAGACUUUGAAAAAUAAAAGUUUACAUUCCUUUAUAAA